This is a messenger RNA of Hippocampus comes (tiger tail seahorse), 1323 nucleotides long. It is a transcript of the gene snx20, whose product is annotated as sorting nexin 20. Gene Ontology annotation, molecular function: phosphatidylinositol phosphate binding; protein binding. The transcript is spliced from 5 exons. Gene Ontology annotation, biological process: protein transport. Gene Ontology annotation, cellular component: early endosome membrane. The coding region runs from base 100 to 921 and encodes 273 amino acids. NCBI's taxonomy places the organism in Eukaryota, Metazoa, Chordata, Actinopteri, Syngnathiformes, Syngnathidae. The record is from RefSeq and is a predicted model, not a curated record.
CACACACACACACACUCACACGCGCGCACACACACACACACACACACACGUGCAAAGAGGAAGUGAAGAUGUUUCAGUUUCUCAGAAAGUCAUCAAGACAUGGACACCACGAAGCAGUGCCGAGGAGAUUCAUGUUUGACCACCAGGGAACUUCAGCAGCAAUUUCGAAAGAUGAAAAGGUCUGAGAUGCAUCCCAAACUUCUCUUCCACGUGUCAGACGUGCAACAAGACCAAGAAAACGCCUGCUGCACGCAUGUGGAGGUGGCGCUAUUGACGACGGGAACGUUCAGCCCUCAUCAUGUGACGGUGCGGCGGAGCUACGCCCACUUCUCCUGCUUCCACCGUCAGCUGAAGACAGAGUUUGGGGAGGAGCUGGAGGGGGUGGAGCUACCAGGCCCGCGCCUCUGUGGGUGGGGCAGAGAGCUGCAGGACUACCUGAGCUGCGCUUUCGUCGUUUGCGGCCACUCGCCGCUUUUCGUCCGAUUCCUGACGGAGCAGGAGCGUGCCCUCGCCGGAGUCUUGAUCCGCGCUGGACGCUACGCCGACGCCCUGGAGCAGCUCGACGCCGUCCUCGCCGUCCACGACAAGCUUUUGCCCUGGCAGAGAGACUGGCAGCUGAAGACAGGUAUCAAUGGGAGCAUUUGCUUUUGUCAUAAGCAGAUAUCUGCGGAAAAAUUCUGCCGUCAACAUUCACCGCCAUUGACAAGCAGAGCGGCACAAGGGCGGUGCCCACGCUGGCCGCCAUGGCCGUGUGCCACUGCGACCUUGGGCGGCCCCGGGAGGCGCUGGCGACCGCCCAACGGGCACUGCCCCCGGUUCGGCGCUACGGGAUGCGGCGCUACCGAGCGCCUCUGUUACGCCUCCUGGUGGAGGUCGGCCACAGCCUGGGGCGGCCGGUCGCCCGCCUGCAGGAAGAGCUGACGGUGGCCGAGGACGGACGCCCCGCCUCCUCGCCCUCCCUCAAGGAGGUCGUGCUGGCUGACUUUGCCGACUGAAACAGGAAAGCAGGAAGUGCUCUCCGGCACGUGUCCACACCUCCUUCGGUCCAACUGUCAUUUUUGCUUUCCAGCUACAAUUAGACGGACAGUUCAAUCCAUAGUUUGCACGAUACUCGUAAUGCGUAGCAGUCAUUCCAAUUUUGACUCAUUCCUCUGGAAAAGGUUCUUCCUUAAGUGAGCCAAGGAAAGCUUGUGAAACACUGACUUGUUUUGGUUCGUUGUGCAAAGUAGCCGGGAAAUGAGUGAAAGGACUGGGUCAUGUACUUAAUGUUUUCAAGUUAAUGUUCUGAACUCUCAUUAAUAAAGACUGACAAUCUUAACUUUU